Messenger RNA from Grammomys surdaster, 7002 nucleotides. RefSeq names its product suppressor of glucose, autophagy associated 1 (gene Mtcl2). Gene Ontology annotation, biological process: regulation of autophagy; insulin receptor signaling pathway. NCBI's taxonomy places the organism in Eukaryota, Metazoa, Chordata, Mammalia, Rodentia, Muridae. The coding region runs from base 1 to 4968 and encodes 1655 amino acids. The record is from RefSeq and is a predicted model, not a curated record. The transcript has 15 exons.
AUGGAGGCGCCAGCGGGAGAGUCAUCGGCGCGGGGCUACGGCCCCCCGCCUGCGCCCGCGCCGGCCGCGGAGAGGAAGAAGAGCCACCGCGCGCCAUCGCCAGCCCGGCCCAAGGACGUGGCCGGCUGGUCUUUGGCCAAAGGCCGCCGCGGCACAGGCCCGGGCGCCGCUACAGCCUGUGGCGCCGCGUCCUCGGCGAGGCCCGACAAGAAGGGGCGCGCGGUGGCUCCCGGCACCCGGGGCGCGGGGCCGCGGGUGGCCGGGGUGCGCACGGGGGUCCGCGCCAAGGGCCGCCCUCGUCCGGGUACCGGGCCCCGCCCGCCGCCGCCGCCGCCCAGCCUCACGGACAGCAGCUCCGAGGUGUCGGACUGCGCGUCGGAGGAGGCGCGCCUGCUGGGCCUGGAGCUGGCGCUGAGCAGCGACGCCGAGUCUGCGGCGGGCGGCCCGGCGGGGACCCGCACCGGGCAGCCAUCCCAGCCCGCGCCGUCGGGGCAGCAGCCUCCGCGGCCACCCGCCUCGCCGGAUGAGCCGUCGGUGGCUGCAUCGUCGGUGGGCAGCAGCCGCUUGCCACUCAGCGCCUCGCUAGCCUUCUCCGACCUCACCGAGGAGAUGCUGGACUGUGGGCCCGGAGGCUUGGUACGGGAGCUGGAAGAGCUGCGUUCCGAGAACGACUAUCUCAAGGAUGAGAUCGAGGAGCUACGGGCUGAGAUGCUGGAGAUGCGGGAUGUCUACAUGGAGGAAGACGUGUACCAGCUGCAGGAGUUGCGGCAGCAGCUGGACCAAGCCAGCAAGACCUGUCGCAUCCUGCAGUACCGACUUCGGAAAGCUGAGCGCCGCAGCCUCCGCGCUGCCCAGACAGGCCAGGUUGAUGGAGAACUCAUCCGUGGUCUGGAACAGGACGUAAAGGUCUCUAAGGACAUCUCCAUGCGGCUUCACAAGGAGCUGGAGGUGGUGGAGAAGAAGCGGAUGAGGCUGGAGGAGGAGAACGAAGGGCUUCGACAGAGGCUCAUUGAGACAGAGCUGGCCAAGCAGGUGCUACAGACGGAGCUUGAUCGUCCCAGAGAGCAUUCCUUGAAGAAAAGAGGAACCCGGUCUCUAGGGAAGACAGAUAAGAAGCCUACUCCACAGGAGGAUAGUGCAGACCUGAAGUGCCAGCUGCAUUUUGCAAAGGAGGAGUCGGCCCUCAUGUGCAAGAAGCUCACCAAGUUGGCUAAGGAGAAUGACAGCAUGAAGGAGGAGCUGCUCAAGUACCGUUCUCUCUAUGGGGACCUGGAUGCAGCCCUGUCUGCUGAGGAGCUGGCAGAUGCUCCGCACUCCCGCGAGACUGAGCUGAAGGUGCACCUGAAGCUGGUGGAGGAGGAGGCCAACCUGCUGAGCCGGCGCAUCGUGGAGCUGGAGGUGGAGAACCGGGGCCUGCGAGCCGAGAUGGACGACAUGAAGGACCACGGGGGUGGCGGGGGUCCCGAGGCCAGGCUGGCCUUCUCUUCUCUGGGUGGUGAGUGCGGGGAGAGCCUAGCCGAGUUGCGGCGCCAUCUGCAGUUCGUGGAAGAGGAGGCUGAGCUGCUGAGGCGCUCCUCAGCCGAGUUGGAGGACCAGAACAAGUUGCUGCUGAACGAGCUGGCCAAAUACCGCUCGGAGCAUGAGCUGGACGUGACGCUGUCGGAGGACAGCUGCUCGGUGCUCAGCGAGCCGUCGCAGGAGGAGCUGGCAGCCGCUAAGCUGCAGAUCGGCGAGCUCAGCGGCAAGGUCAAGAAGCUUCAGUAUGAGAACCGCGUGCUCCUCUCCAACCUGCAGCGCUGUGACUUGGCCUCCUGCCAGAGCACACGCCCCAUGCUGGAGACGGAUGCUGAGGCUGGGGACUCCGCGCAGUGCGUGCCUGCCCCUCUGGGUGAGACGCUGGAGCCCCACGCCGGCCGGCUCUGCAGGGCCCGUGAGGCCGAGGUGCUGCCCGGCCUACGGGAGCAGGCCGCUUUGGUGAGCAAGGCCAUCGACGUCUUGGUGGCUGAUGCCAAUGGCUUCUCAGUCGGCCUCCGCCUGUGCCUGGACAAUGAGUGCGCUGACUUGCGAUUGCACGAGGCGCCUGACAACAGCGAGGGCCCCAGGGAUGCCAAGCUUAUCCAUGCCAUCCUGGUGCGUCUGAGUGUGCUGCAACAGGAACUGAACGCCUUCACCCGCAAGGCAGAUGUGGUCUUGGGGAGCUCUGGCAAGGAGCAGCCCGAGCCCUUUCCUGCUCUGCCCACCUUGGGCUCCCAGGGGCCUGCUAAGGAGAUCAUGCUGUCCAAAGACCUCGGCUCUGACUUCCAGCCUCCUGACUUCAGAGACCUGCUGGAGUGGGAGCCUAGGAUCCGAGAGGCCUUCCGUGCUGGUGACUUGGAGUCCAAGCCUGACCCUAGUCGGAACUUCAGGCCUUACCGAGCUGAGGAUAACGAUUCCUAUGCCUCUGAGAUCAAGGAGCUUCAGCUGGUCCUGGCCGAGGCCCACGACAGCCUCCGGGGCUUGCAAGAGCAGCUGUCCCAGGAGCGGCAGCUCCGCAAGGAGGAGGCUGACAGUUUCAACCAGAAAAUGGUCCAGCUGAAAGAAGACCAGCAGAGGGCGCUGCUGAGACGGGAGUUUGAGCUGCAGAGUCUGAGCCUCCAGCGGCGACUGGAGCAGAAGUUCUGGAGCCAGGAGAAGAACAUCCUGGUUCAGGAGUCCCAGCAGUUCAAGCACAACUUCCUGCUGCUCUUCAUGAAGCUCCGGUGGUUCCUGAAGCGCUGGCGGCAGGGCAAGGUUCUGCCCAGCGAGGAGGAUGACUUCCUGGAGGUGAACAGCAUGAAGGAACUGUACCUGCUGAUGGAGGAAGAGGAGAUGAAUGCCCAGCACUCGGAUAACAAGGCCUGCACAGGGGACAGCUGGACCCAGAACACGCCUAAUGAGUACAUCAAGACCCUGGCUGACAUGAAGGUCACAUUGAAGGAGCUAUGCUGGCUGCUCCGGGACGAGCGUCGGGGUCUGACCGAGCUUCAGCAGCAGUUUGCAAAGGCCAAGGCCGCCUGGGAGACAGAACGGGCGGAGCUCAAGGGCCAUGCUUCACAGAUGGAGCUGAAGACUGGGAAGGGUGCCAGCGAGAGGCCCGGGCCCGACUGGAAGGCUGCACUGCAGAGAGAGCGGGAAGAGCAGCAGCACCUCCUGGCAGAGUCCUACAGUGCUGUCAUGGAGCUGACAAGGCAGCUGCAGAUGAGUGAGCGCCACUGGAGCCAGGAGAAGCUGCAGCUGGUGGAGCGGCUGCAGGGAGAGAAGCAACAGGUGGAGCAGCAGGUGAAGGAGCUGCAGAACCGCCUCAGUCAGCUGCAGAAGGCUGCUGAGCCCUGGGUCCUGAAGCACUCAGACCUGGAGAAGCAAGACAACAGCUGGAAAGAGGCACGAAGUGAGAAGACCCACGACAAGGAGGGCGUUUCCGAAGCUGAGCUUGGGGGAACCGGCUUAAAGAGGACCAAAUCAGUCUCCUCCAUGUCUGAGUUUGAAAGUUUGCUCGACUGUUCCCCCUACCUUGCUGGCGGAGAUGCCCGGACCAAGAAGCUGCCCAACAGCCCUGCUUUUGCCUUUGUGAGUACUGAGCCAGUGGAGCCUGAGAAAGAUGCCAAGGAAAAGCCCGGGCUUUCCACCCGGGACUGUAGCCACACUGGUAGCCUGGCCUGUCAGGAGCCUGCCGGGAGACAGAUGCAGCGUAGCUACACGGCUCCAGACAAGACUGGAAUACGAGUCUACUAUAGUCCCCCAGUGGCCCGGCGCCUGGGCGUCCCUGUGGUCCAUGACAAGGAGGGCAAGAUCCUCAUUGAGCCAGGCUUCCUCUUCACCACAGCCAAGCCCAAGGAGUCAGCCGAGGCUGACGGGCUGGCUGAGAGCUCCUACAGCCGGUGGCUUUGCAAUUUCUCUCGGCAGCGGCUGGACGGAGGGUCUGGAGCCAGCGCCUCAGGCUCUGGCCCUGCUUUCCCCGCAGCCUUGCACGACUUUGAGAUGUCAGGCAAUAUGAGUGAUGACAUGAAGGAGAUCACCAACUGCGUGCGGCAGGCCAUGCGCUCCGGCUCCCUGGAGAGGAAGGUAAAGAGCACGUCCAGCCAGACAGUAGGUCUGGCCACUGUGGGCACCCAGACCAUUCGGACGGUCAGUGUAGGCCUGCAGACCGACCCACCCCGCAGCAGCCUCCAUAGCAAGAGCUGGUCCCCCCGAAGCUCCUCACUUGUGUCGGUGCGAAGCAAGCAGAUCUCUUCCUCCCUGGACAAGGUCCAUUCUCGCAUUGAGCGGCCAUGUUGCUCGCCCAAGUAUGGCUCACCCAAGCUCCAGAGGCGAUCAGUGUCCAAGCUGGACAGCACCAAGGACCGCAGCCUGUGGAACCUGCACCAGGGCAAGCAGAAUGGCUCGGCCUGGGCUCGCUCCACCACCACACGGGAUAGCCCAGUACUGAGGAACAUCAAUGAUGGGCUGUCCAGCCUCUUUAGUGUGGUGGAACACUCAGGGAGCACCGAGUCUGUGUGGAAACUGGGCAUGUCCGAGGCCCGAACCAAGCCUGAGCCUCCCAAGUAUGGCAUUGUUCAGGAGUUCUUCCGGAACGUGUGUGGCCGGGCCCCGAGCCCCACUACUGCAGCAGGCGAGGAGAGCUCCAAGAAACCAGAGCCCCUUUCGCCAGCCAGCUACCACCAAUCCGAGGGUGUAGCCAGGAUCCUGAAUAAGAAGGCAGCCAAGGCAGGUGGUAGCGAAGAGGUCAGACCCACCAUGCUGUCCCAGCUGGGGAAGGAUGGUGUCCUUCGGGAUGGAGAUGGAUCCUUGAUCCUUCCCAGUGAGGAUGCCGUCUGUGACUGUAGCGCCCAGUCGCUUGCCUCCUGCUUCAUCAGGCCAUCCCGCAAUACCAUCCGGCACUCUCCUUCCAAGUGCAGGCUGCACCCUUCAGAGUCAGGCUGGGGCGGGGAGGAGAGGGCAGCUCCCCAGUGAGUCACAGAGCAACCAAGCUCCUGCCUCAAGCAGCCCAGACCCUGGAGAUGAGGCAAGGGGUCAAGUCCUCAGCCUCAGUCCAUCCAGGAGGAACAGCGGCUGUGCCACUGCCAGAGAAGAGCUUUCACACUAAGGUAAAGCAAGGUGUCUUGCUGACUGCUGGGAAGUGACCUCUGAUUUCCAGGGGAAGGCAGUGAGCGAGGAGAAAGACCAAACCUGGGUGACCAGGACUGGGCCUCAAAAGCACCUGAAGAGCUCAGCAAGUCAGCUCUGGAUCCUAAAGGGGGCCUGGUACCACCUACACCACUUCUUAGAAGGAUCCAGAAAAGGAGGCAUUUCUAGCCAGGCUCCAAGAACAGGGCUGACAGAGAUGCUCCCUACUGACCACAUGUGGAGAAGAAGCCACUGAGAGGAUUCCACUGCUUUGUGUAGUGCCCAGCUUGAGGAUUUCAGAAGAGCUGGGCCUGGGUGUGACCGUCAGUUCUUGCUCCCUCCUCUCUGCCCUGCUGCUCUGGUUGCUAGGCCUUCCUGGAGCAGAGAAGGGGGACAUGAUAGAACAGAAUUCAGGGCCAAGUACACUUGGAAUCCUGGAGCCCUGGAUCCCCCUGCCUGUGCCCCCAUGUGGGGGGGGGGGGGCAGGUAGGAGUAUGUCGGGUUCAGAGUAGGAGGUCCACAGAGCCGACUCCCUUGUCAUAGGGGCAUGAAGGCCCAAGUUUUGUAGGAGACUCCAUGAGAACAGAAAUGGGUAGCAUCCAUCUGACGAAGAGGUAAAUGCCUACAUGCCAUGCCUUGAUCCCUAGGGCCUCUUUCUUGAUAGCAGGGUUAGGUGCCACAGUCCUGCAGCAGGCAGAGAGCAGAAAUGCUCCCUGGGAGAGACUAUUGGUUAGGUCAGACCAGAGAGCACCAAGAGGCCAAGGCACAGCCCAAGAUAAGGGCCUACAUUGUUUAUUUGCCUAGAUUGUUUAUUUGAAUUUUUCAUACUAUAAAUAUUUAAGGUCAUUUACUUUAUUUUAAUAAUUUAACUUACCCCCCUCUCCCCUCUUCAGAGCCUCUAAGGUAAUUUAUUAGUGGCAUCCUUGCCCCUGGCGCAGCGUAGGGCUUGUGACACCAUGGAGCCCCCCGUGUGUCUGAGGCAGCUCAGCACCAGGCUCAGGUCUUCAGGUUUGCCAGCUCGGCAGAGCUGGGGCUCUGCACCUUGUUCCUCCAAUACCACUGGCCAUUUAGUCUCAGAGCGCUACAUUUUCCUCAUCGCCCGGUACUUGGCCCAGCCUCUACAGGUCAGACUGUAAAUGCUUCAGACGAACUGCAGGCCAGAGUGAUGUCAUCACUCCCCAGAUAUCCUCCACGAUCCUUCUUAUCCCUCCCUUCCCUCCACCACCUUUUCUCACGAGUCAAACACAGAUGACUGGAGCUCUGUUCCGAGCACAGCGACUCUUCCACGUUCCCGAAGUAAGAACUCACAGGAAAACAGGAUGGACUUGUAGAAUGUUGUGUAUUGCAGCUUUGCACAUGGAUCUGAGAGUGUCUACCAGCCUGCCAGCCUGUUCACCAGCCCUUCUCUUAGCCUUAUAGCCACUCAUGGCUCCUCAAGCCCAAGCUCUACUGCCUGUCCUUCCUACACCCCUAGAAGUCGCUCGAACCACACCAGUAUAAGUCAGCUGCAGGAUGGGGAGAGCUCACAUGCCUCCCCUCGGUGCCAAGGAACCAACAGUUGUACACAUGUGAUGUGCCGCCCUCCUCUCCCUGGCUGGGGACCCAGACUCAUCCAGGGAUGGAUUGGCUUUUGUGCAGAGGUCCCCUCGGAAAGGCAGAGAGCCAGCUGUAUAGCUGGUUUGUUCCAGGACUAGGGAGAUGCCUCUACACUCCCACCUACCUGUACCCAGGCUGUCUUUUUACAGACACUUGGGCCAGUUACCCAAAGCCCCUCCACCCCAUUCCCUAUGGGCAGUAUAUCAGGGUCAGUGCUUUCCAGCAGCUGUUGACUCAUGCCCAGUAACUUGCGUGGGCAUAGCCAGCAGGCCGGUGGACCAUGGG